This is a messenger RNA of Motacilla alba alba, 4172 nucleotides long. It is a transcript of the gene SCYL3, whose product is annotated as SCY1 like pseudokinase 3. Lineage: Eukaryota; Metazoa; Chordata; Aves; Passeriformes; Motacillidae. The record is from RefSeq and is a predicted model, not a curated record. Gene Ontology annotation, biological process: protein phosphorylation. Bases 669 to 3506 code for a protein of 945 amino acids. Gene Ontology annotation, molecular function: ATP binding; protein kinase activity. The transcript has 14 exons.
CGAAGGCAGGGGCUGCCAUGGGGUCUGACGGGCGGGCCGGGCCCUGCCAGCCCCGCUGGGGACGCGGUGCCGCUGCCGCCCCCCGGGCCGGGCUGCGAGCCGCGGGCAGCGGGCGAAGCUCCCGCAGUGGCGGCUCUGGCGGUGCUGUUCCGCAGCCGGCGGUACCCCGGGUUCCCGUGUGUUAAAACCGCGCUGUGCCCGGUGCCCGGCCUUGGGGGAGCGCGUAGAGCCGGGCUUCCUUCCCGCGGGGGCUGUGGUCGCCUCCUGCCUGCCCGGCGCUGCUUGUGCGGGCUGCCGGGCGGGCAUCUGCAGGUGUCGCGCUGGGAGACUCCUGCCUUCGGGAGCAAAGCCCCGGCACGGCUGAGAGCCCUUCCCGGAGGCUCUGCUGGCCUGGGAGGUGGCGGGCAGGGCUCCUGGAAAGCCGGGAGCAGCCUCUCUGUGAGCUGGUGUGUGUGCGUUUCAGGUGAUUACUCUGUGUGCGGCUGUCAUUCGCUCCGCAGGGAAGCUAAAUGGAAAUUCCACCUCUUUCUGGUAGUAAAUCCACAUUGUCCUUUACUACCAAUCCCUCUAGUUUUCCCUGCCGGGCUCCUCUCUCUUCCAAGGUGUUCUGUGUAUUACACCUGACAUUCACGUUGACAAUUUGUUGAACAUAAGAUACAAAAGGGUUAAUGCUCUUAACUCAUAGUUGCGUGAGUAAUGGUUUGUUUUGGCUCCGGAGAGCCACACCUGGGCACGGACCUUUGCAGAUGCUUUUACCAGCUGGAGUUUCAAAUAGCCAUAAAAGAAGCUGGAAGGCUCGGGGUGCCACAGGCUGCUCCGUGUUUGAUCCUGAGAGGAGCUUCCCUGGAGAGGGGCGGUGUGUUUGCAGCUGGCUGUUGCACAGCAGGUCUCAGGUACAUCACAGGCAUGAGGAUGACUCUGAUGUUGCAAUAUUCAGCAUGAGAAGAGCAUGGAACUGUUGGAGCAAGUCCAGAGGAGGCCAUGAAGUUGAUAAGGGGACUGGGGCACCUCCCCUGUGGCUGGUGGAGUCGGGGUUGUUCUGCCUGGAGGAGCUUGCAUGGAGACCUCAUAGAAGCCUCCCAGUAUCUGAAGGGGCUACAGGGAAGCUGGACAGGGACUCUUCAUCAGGAAACGUGACAGGAAAAGAAAAUGCUCUGAACGUGACCUGGACAGCGCCCGCUGGAACUAAACCUGCCCAAAGCAAAUCCUCCUUCAGCCAGGGCCUGUUUGUGGUGAGCAGGGCGCCUGUGCAAGGGAUGGGCUCGGAGAACAGUGCUUUGAAGAGCUACAGCCUGGAGGAGCCGCCCUUCACGCUGCCCAGCGGGCACACCAUCUACCCGGCCGUGCUGCAGGAUGGCAAACGGGCCUCCGUGUUCGUGUACAAGAGGGACAGCCAGGAGAAGGUCAACAAAGCUGCCAAGCACCUGAAAACCUUGCGCCACCCUUGCCUUCUGCGCUUCCUCUCCUGCACUGUGGAAGCCAACGGGAUCCACCUGGUCACAGAGCGGGUGAAGCCCUUGGAGAUGGUCCUGGAGACACUCUCUGCUGCAGAAAUCUGUGCAGGCAUCUACGAUGUGUUGCUGGCACUCAUCUUCCUCCAUGACAGGGGAAACCUAACUCAUAACAACGUCUGUUUGUCAUCUGUGUUUGUGAGUGAGGAUGGGCACUGGAAGCUGGGAGGAAUGGAAACAGUCUGUAAAUUCAGUGAAGCCACCCCAGAGUUCCUCUGCCACGUGAGGUCGGUGCGAGACCAGUCGUGCAUCCCCUGCGAGGAGAUGUCUGCAGACUUCAAAAUCCUGCCCAGCAGCUACGGGCAUGCGAGGGAUGCCUACGCAUUUGGGACAACAGUUGAGAAUCUCCUGACAGUUCUCAAUGACCAGGUUUCAGCAGAUAUUCUCUCCAGCUUUCAGCAAACCUUGCACUGUACACUGCUGAAUCCAGACCCAAAGUGUCGCCCACCACUGUCCAGCCUAUUGUCUCACGAGUUCUUCAGGAAUGAUUUUCUGGAAGUUGUGAAUUUUCUGAAGACCUUAACGCUAAAGUCUGAGGAGGAGAAAACUGAAUUUUUCAAAUUCCUGCUGGACAGGGUGGCUGGCUUGUCAGAGGAGCUGAUAGCAUCACGGCUGGUGCCUCUCCUACUCAAUCAGCUCGUGUUUGCAGAACCUGUAGCUGUCAAGAGUUUUCUUCCUCAUCUGCUGGGCCCAAAGAAAGAGCAAAGUGGGGAGAGCCAGACCAGCUGCCUGCUGUCACCAGCCCUGUUCCAGGCCCACGUGAUCCCUGUGCUGCUGAAGCUCUUUGAGGUGCACGAGGAGCACGUGAGGAUGGUGCUGCUGUCUCACAUCCACGCCUACGCCGAGCUGUUCUCUCGGGAGGAGCUGAAGAACAUCAUAUUGCCACAGGUGUUGCUGGGCCUGCGGGACACCAGUGACUCCAUCGUGGCCAUAACCCUGCACAGCCUGGCCGUCCUCGUCUCCCUGCUUGGGCCUGAAGUGGUUGUGGGUGGAGAAAGAACAAAGAUCUUCAAAAGCUCUGCACCAAGUUUCAUGAAAACUGCUGAUCUCUCCCCAGAAGGUUCCCCCAGUCAUGGUGUGAUCAAUCAGAGAAACCAAACCUCUCAGCCACGGAAGAGCAGUCCCAGCUCGUUCCCCAGCUCUGCAAAUGCACCUGGCAAAAAGCUUCCCGUGCGACAGGACAAUCCCCUGGCUUCACAGACAGGUGAGCAAGGCACUCAGCCCCCCCUGAAUGGAAUUCCUGGAAGCAUUAAUACACUGGGGAGCAGCAGGAGCUCUUUGACUACCUCAGAAAAGCCAGCAGAGGAGUGGCCAGACUGGAGUGAGCCAGAGGAGACAGACACUGAGAAAACUGUGAACAUUCAAAUCCAGCCCCGGGAGCUGCGGGGCAGCACAGGACCGUAUUUUGCUGAUCAUGAUGUAGAUGAGAAGCCUUGGGAUGACUUUGAACCCAGGAGCCCCAGUCGUAAACUGUCCUCAGGAAACUGCCCCACUGUGACACAGGCUGAUGCGGCUGAAAGGCCUCUGCCAGGUACCCAGCAACUGCGCAAAGAAUUCAAAAGCCUCAGACUUUGUUCCCCCACAGAGCCUUGCCAUGGGAACAGCUGGAGCAAUGACAAGUGGGACCGUGAGGAACAACUGGGAGAAACUGUGUUGCCAAAAACCUUUCAGGAAAGGCUGAAGUCUUCAUCAGAGUCUGGCCUGGGAGAAGAAUUCACAAUCAAAGUGAAGAGGAAACCUGUGCAAGACCCGGAGCUGGACUGGUUUGCUGACAUGAUCCCAGACAUUAAACCUUCUUCCUCCUUCUUGAUUUUACCUGAGGCAAGGACAGAAGCAGUUAUUCCCACUCACUCAGGUGGGGUGUCCAGCAGAGGAGGAGCCUCCCAGACUGUGCUGUUUUCAUCCAAAUUUGCAGCAGCUGAUGUGAUUGAGGCUGAAGCUACAGGCUGGGGUGAAGAAGAGGAGUUGAACUGGGAAGAUGAUACAAACUGGUAACAGUUCUGAACAAGACCAAGGCGAUGUAUGGUGUGUUGCAUCCUGUGACAGGAGUUGCUGCUUCCCCAGUACAAUGGAUAAAGUACCUCAGCGCUGCUUUUGCCAUAAGGCAGGCACUUGCUGCACAGCCACAAGAUCCUGUGGGGCCUGAGCUCUUGCCAGGGAUGCUCCUUCCCAGUCUGUGCCAAAAGUUGCAGGGGUGAGCCUGCACUCCAGCAGUAUGCCCGGCUGUGGUGCCUCCCCUGCUCCCGGAGAGAGGACAGCGUGAUGGUGGUGAUGGUGCUGACAGGCUACUGGAGGCCAAGAGUGGUGGAGGAGAUUGAUCUAGAAGUCACCCCUUCCCUGAAAAACUGCUGACAAUAAAUCAAAAUCACACUGAGUUUCUUGGUUAACGUGCCUUUUUCCUUUGGUUUUCUUGUUUGUUUGUUUUUUUCCUUUCCCAGAAAAAUGAAGCCCUUAGAAAUGGCUCCUUUUAACUUUUCAGCUAAGAGAUGAUUUUAAAAUGAAUGUACAGUUUAUUCAACUUAUUUAUUUUUGUUUGUAUAGUUCUGUCAAUGGAUGGCACAAGAGGUGCUAGGACCAUACAGUGAACAACCACAAACUGCUCAAGCACCAUGUUCUUUCUGCUCUUAACUGUAAAGACCAAUAAAGAUUAUUUUUAAAGGA